This is a messenger RNA of Cylicostephanus goldi, 1098 nucleotides long. The record is from the annotation of a GenBank genome assembly. NCBI's taxonomy places the organism in Eukaryota, Metazoa, Nematoda, Chromadorea, Rhabditida, Strongylidae.
CCGCCCACAAAAUGUAAGACAAGCAAUUUCAGGCUCUUGGUUAGACAUGGCGUGGUCGUCGUAACCAUCCAGUAUCGCCUAGGAUUUCUCGGCUAUUUCUGUACCGGUGAUGAUGUCGCUAAGGGUAACUACGGUUUAUGGGAUCAGUAUGAGGCUUUAAAAUGGACCAAGGAAAAUAUUCACCAUUUUGGUGGUGACCCAAAUCGGAUCACUGUUGCUGGACAAAGCGCUGGAGCCGUGUCGACUGAUCUGCUAUCAUUGUCUCCAUUAUCUAGAGACAUGUUCCAACGAAAAAUUGUGAUGGGUGGGAGCACAUUUUGCUAUUGGUCCACGACCACGAAAGAAAAAUGUGCCGAUUACUGUCGACGAAAAGCGUUGAAGUUGGGUUGGAAACCGAAGGAAGGCGGUUAUGAAAGUCAUGAAGAAGAAAGCAAAGACAUGCUGAAGUUUAUGAGGAGUGUACCAGCCCACAGACUCGCCCUCCACAUGAUCGGAAAUCGAGUCUUCUUUACCGAGGCUCGACUACCCCUUACUCCCAUCGUCGACGGGGAGAUCCUUCCUAAACCAAUUCCUGAACUACGGGCUGAAGCUCCAACGAUGGAGUCGAUUUGUGGAGUUGGUCAACAGGAGUCACUACUUUUCUGUGCACUUGGAGCGAUAAAAGGUACUGGAAAGGAUAUGGAUAAGGUAGUGCACGAGUUGGCCCGGCAAUCAGGCCUGAGCAUUGUGGAGGUGGAGAAUAUCAUGGGAAAAUUAUAUGGGGAUUUGGAUGUGUUACGUAAAGACCGAAAGGCUAUGCAGGAAGCCUAUGUUACGUGCACCUCCGACAUAUUCUCCAACUACGGCUGCUACAAAUAUCUCCAACACAGCCAACAACACAAUAAGUCUACUUACGCUUACAACUUUACCUACACUAGCAAAUUUAUGUGGGGAUGGUUAAUGGCUACGACUCCCUUCCUGUCCGGGACCCACAGCUCAGAUAUAAUUUACUUGUUUGACUGUAACUACUACUCUUCACCGUUCCCGAUGAGCAAACCGGAUAGGAAGGUUGCUGAAAUGACCAGUGCUGCAUUUAUGGCAUUUGUCAAGACUGGGUAA